Molecule: messenger RNA, 1592 nt
Organism: Lutzomyia longipalpis
Lineage: Eukaryota; Metazoa; Arthropoda; Insecta; Diptera; Psychodidae
Gene: Mcad
Product: medium-chain specific acyl-CoA dehydrogenase, mitochondrial
Exons: 4
Coding region: 259-1506 (415 amino acids)
Biological process (GO): fatty acid beta-oxidation; medium-chain fatty acid catabolic process
Cellular component (GO): mitochondrion
Molecular function (GO): flavin adenine dinucleotide binding; medium-chain fatty acyl-CoA dehydrogenase activity
Source: RefSeq, a predicted model, not a curated record
CAUUGGAAUGCCCAGAAGUCGCGCGAGAAGCCCCGGAAUUCAUGCAAAGCUGUGGGCAGAGUGCCAGCGAGGCCUUUAUUUUGCAACAACCCAAAAACCUCCACGAUCCCGCUAGCCGAGCUCAGUGUUUGUCACACUUCUGUCCAGGCAAGAGGGCACUCAUUGCAUCCACCAAAGGUUCCUGAGGGCAGAAAAGUAGUUCAUCUCGUGCAUUACCCAAUUUAUUCCCUUGAAGACACAUCACAGCUGCCGGAAAAAAUGGCUCAACUCCUUCGACAGAUUGUACGGUCAACAGCUCUCCCUGGUGCGCGAUGUUUCAGCUCUCAGGCUGCAGAGAGCCUUGGACCGAGCUUCCAGCUGUCAGAGCUUCAGAAUGAUUUCCAACAAGCUGCCCGGAAGUUUGCAAGAGAAGAAAUUAUUCCAGUUGCUGCACAUCACGACCGCACGGGUGAAUACCCGUGGGAUAUCAUCAAGAAAGCCCACAGUAUGGGGCUGAUGAACCUCCACAUCCCAAAAUCCGUCGGUGGCAUGGAACUCAAUACCCUCACGACGUGCAUUGUGGCUGAGGAGCUGGCGUAUGGGUGUACGGGGAUUUUCACAGCUCUCGAAGCAAGUACCCUGGGGCAGACACCGGUACUCAUUGCUGGGAAUCCGGAGCAGAAGAAGAAGUACCUGGGACGUUUGUUGGAGGAACCCCUUGUGGCUGCUUAUGCUGUCACCGAACCCGGAGCUGGGAGUGAUGUAAACGGUGUGAAGACACGUGCUGAGCGCAAGGGGGAUGAAUACAUUCUCAAUGGGCAGAAGAUGUGGAUUACAAAUGGUGGCGUAGCUAAUUGGUACUUUGUCCUGGCACGCACAAAUCCCGAUCCAAAGGCUUCAGCUAGCAAAGCCUUCACGGGAUUUAUUGUUGAGAGAGAUUUUCCGGGAGUUAUUCCCGGGAGGAAGGAAAUAAAUAUGGGCCAGAGGGCUUCAGAUACACGUGGUAUCACCUUUGAGGAUGUGAGGAUCCCAAAGGAGAAUGUACUGAUUGGCGAGGGAGCGGGAUUCAAGGUAGCAAUGGGAACUUUCGACAAAACACGCCCACCUGUGGCUUCUGGGGCAGUUGGGCUGGCUCAACGAUGCCUCGAUGAAGCCACCAAGUACUCACUAGAGAGAAAGACCUUCGGAGUACCCAUUGCACAUCACCAGGCUGUCUCCUUUAUGCUAGCCGAUAUGGCAAUUGGCGUGGAGACUGCUCGUUUGGCUUACUGGAGAGCCGCCUGGGAGGUUGAUCAAGGACGUCGCAAUACGUACUACGCAUCAAUUGCAAAAGCCCACGCUGCAGAUUUAGCCAAUAAAAUUGCCGCUGAUGCUGUUCAGAUCUUCGGUGGCAACGGCUUCAAUUCAGAGUACCCAGUGGAGAAGCUAAUGCGUGAUGCGAAAAUCUACCAAAUCUACGAGGGAACUUCUCAGGUGCAGAGACUGAUUAUCUCCAGGGAAAUGCUGGCAAAGCAGGGCACACAAUAAGGGAAUUUUGUGAGAUUUUCUUUUUCAAAAUGAAUUCCUUUCAAGUAUUUUCUACCUGGCAAUAAAUUUUUUUGUGGUUUUUGUAA